Messenger RNA from Haliotis rubra (blacklip abalone), 2710 nucleotides. Its product is annotated as mucin-2-like. Bases 122 to 2710 code for a protein of 862 amino acids. The record is from RefSeq and is a predicted model, not a curated record. The transcript has 3 exons. NCBI's taxonomy places the organism in Eukaryota, Metazoa, Mollusca, Gastropoda, Lepetellida, Haliotidae.
CGGUGUUGUGGUGUUUAAGGCUGUGAGCAGGAACUUUACAUGGAUUUGGGUCUUUAGAAAGAGAUUCGUUUAGUCUAUGGAACAACAACGAUAGGAACACUGCGGUUUCACUUCUCUCUCCAUGGCAUCUAACAAGCUGACUGUAGUGUUGAUAUGUAUUGUCAUCAUUGCUGUGACAUUUUACAUGGUCAUCAAUGGAUCGGAGGCCAGAUCCACCAUGUCAGGAAGAAAUAAUGAAACUAAACCCAACGUGUCAGACGCAGACCAUGCAGCAAGAUCCGCCAUGGCAGUCACCGAACCUGUAGCUAGAUCGUCCAUGACAGUCAUAGGCCCUGUCACCAAAACUACCAUAGCGGUCACAGAUCCUGUAACCAGAUCUACAGCGUCAGCAGAAGACACUGUAGCUAGAUCCACCCUGGCAAUCAAAAACCCAGAAACCAGAUCUACAGUGUCACCCGAAGACCCUGUAGCUAGAUCCACCCUGGCAAUCAAAAACCCAGAAACCAAAUCUACAGUGUCAGCCGAAGACCCUGUCGCUAGAUCCACCCUGGCAAUCAAAAACCCAGAAACCAGAUCUACAGCGUCAGCCGAAGACCCUGUCGCUAGAUCCACCCUGGCAAUCAAAAACCCAGAAACCAGAUCUACACUGGCAAUCACAGAACCGGUAACCACAUCCACUAAUGCAGUCACAGACCAUGUUACCAGAUCCACCGUGUCUCCCACAGAUGCUCCAGACAGAACAUCCACCUUGUCUCCCACAGAUGCUCCAGACAGAACAGCCACCGUAUCUCUCACAGAUGCUCCAGACAGAACAUCCAACGUGUCUCUGACAGAUGCUUCAGACAGAACAUCCACCGUAUCUCUGACAGAUGCUCUAGACAAAACAUCCACCGUGUCUUUCACAGAUGCUUCAGACAGAACAUCCACCGUAUCUCUGACAGAUGCUCCAGACAGAACAUCCACCGUAUCUCUGACAGAUGCUCCAGACAGAACAUCCACCGUGUCUCUCACAGAUGCUUCAGACAGAACAUCCACCGUAUCUCUGACAGAUGCUCCAGACAGAACAUCCACUGUGUCUCUCACAGAUACUGCAGACAGAACAUCCACCGUAUCUCUCACAGAUACUGCAGACAGAACAUCUACCGUGUCUCUCACAGAUGCUUCAGACAGAACAUCCACCGUGUCUCCCACAGAUGCUGCAGACAGAACAUCCACCGUGUCUCCCACAGAUGCUUCAGACAGAACAUCCACCGUAACUCUCACAGAUGCUUCAGACAGAACAUCCACUGUAUCUCUGACAGAUGCUCCAGACAGAACAUCCACCGUGUCUCUCACAGAUGCUUCAGACAGAACAUCCACCGUAUCUCUGACAGAUGCUCCAGACAGAACAUCCCCAGUGUCUGUCACAGAUACUCCAGACAGAACAUCCCCAGUGUCUGUCACAGAUACAGAUGCACCAGACAGAAUAUUCCCCGUGUCUCUCACAGAUGCUCUAGAGAGAACAUCCCAUGUGUCUGUCACACAUGCUCCAAACAGAACAUCCAAAGCGUCAGCCAUUGGUCUGCCAUCACAAACUGUGAGUGAAGGUAAUCCUUCAGCCUCCUCAGUAAAACAUGCCGUGCUAUUCACUACAGAUUAUGUAAGAACAACGCUUGUCCCUGAAACAACCUCCAGAGAAUGGUGGGUCAACACACUUCGAAGAACUACUUACCCCAUUGAGGCCUUCGGGACUUCGAUAGGUGGAAAUUCUUUGGACGAGUUCCUCAAUAGAGACGGCUCCCAAAGAGAUCCCUGUUCUAGUGGCCAAGUCUACUACUUCGAGAAUUGUUACAUGACCUCGCAAUACAAAACACCAUCACAGCGUCCUACGACGUGGGAAUACACAUCAGCACCUUCGACUUCAAGAACAAACACCAAACCACAUUCUACAACCAAACCACUCGUGAAACCACCGUAUACGACAAGAAAACACAUGCAAUCACUUACGACAAGCACCCAUGUAAAACCUUCUACAACAAUUCUCGUAAAUUCCCCUUCCACUACAAGAGAUUCUAUAUCGCCGCCUUCUUCACCUACCAGAAAAAACUAUGUCAUACCAAUUAAUGAACCUACCCCUAACCCUAACCCUAACCCUAACCCUUACCCCACUCCUUCCCCGAUUACACACAACUACAAUUCACGGCACCACAACACCACGGGGACGAGACGGACACCAAGAACUGUAGACGAAGAGUCAUCACACGAGCAGUCAGCAGUCACAGCAUCAACCAACACAUCUCCUGGACACGUCCUUAAAACAGCUGAUACACAAUCAACAACUUCAAGGUUGCAGUGUAAUCAUAUCAUCUUAAACAACUCAACAUUCAACAUAUACCCCAAUGGAUCUGUAGUUCUGAAAGGUGGUAGGGUCAUAAAUGAAAGUGAUUUCGUCCUCACACCGAAAGGACAACUGAAAAUAUGCGUGACAGCUCUUGGUUCACAAGGUUCAAACACAAAGUUUAAAAUUGAUCUUAACCGCACAACUGUGGUGUUGACGAACACCUGUCUGGUGUCUAGCCAAGUGUUCCUGCUUCUGACUUUCAUCUUGCACUGUUUCUUCUCUAGUCUGAGGAAUCUUCCUGGCGUGAUUCUCAUGUUCUUGUCGGCAUCUUUGUUCUUGCCACCUUCUUCUUUGGGAGUGCCCAGGCGUACAAUCGUUCAACUUGUAUAG